AUGCGUCGACAGCUUUGUGCAAGGCCGGUCGUGCCGGGGAUGAGUUCGGAUGGACCCCUUGCCGAUGGUUCGCCAUCUCCCCGCAAAAUCUCAAGCUCUCGAGCGCCUUCGGUUCACAGGUGCCAUGGAAGGUGUAAAUCCUGGUCAAGCCAAACCCUAAACACCCUAAGCCCUAAACUCUUUCUGACUGUCAGACUUCAAUCUUCAUGCCCUCGAACUUCUAUCGCCCCGAUGGAUCCCAGGAUUUGCUCUUCCAACUGCGGACGCGCGCGCACGCGGCGUUCAUGCGCAGAUGCACACUUAAACGACUUAAACUUGAGGCUUUCGAGCUGCCCAGCUUCAGGGCGUCAGUGGCAGUUGCAGAGAUCGGUCGACUUCAACCGCAAGCUGUCAGAACUUGGGCGGGCCAAGUGGAGGCAGGUCCUGGAAGGUUUUCUAGGUCUGCGUGGGAAAGGCAUCCUAGUAGAUCAGAUUGGCUUCACCAUUGUGGCCACGGCCAUGGGACAGAAGAGAUGGCAGCGGUCAUGUCUCCUUCUGAAGGAAGCCCAGGACCGACUUCUAGAAGUGAACACCAUAAAUGUUGGAGCAGUUUUAGGGGCCUGCGAGAAGAGCAGUCGAUGGACUACAACUGUCUGCCUUUUGGGUGCCAUGCACUUGAACUUACUGGAGUCGAGCCUUAUUACGGGUAACUCCGUCAUCAACGCCUGCGGGGGGGCUAGUCGGUGGUUGGAGGCGCUGAGCAUGAUGCGGUGCAUGCAGAUCCAGGUACUUGAGCCAGACCAUGUGUCUGGCAGUGCCAUGACUGCGGCCCUCGACACAUUGGAUUCGGGUCGCUGUUGGGAGAUUGCCUUGCGGUUAUUGCAGGGGUGCCGAGAGGGGCAGACCAAGCUGGAUGUGGUUGCUUGGACGUCGCUCAGCAGUGUGUGCGGGAGAGAGGGUAGGCAGUGGAAGAGAUGUUUGGAGACGUUGGCCUACAUGACACGGUUGAAGUGUCUCCCAAACGCAGUCAGCUAUCGAGUUGGCUAUCUCGCCUGCGAGUCAGCAGAGGAGCUUCCUCUCGGGCAUUUGCUCCUGAAACGGUGCCUCCGAAGCCAGGCCGACGCCAGCCGCAUGGAUCCCGCCUUUACUCUUUGGGCCCUGGCAAAGCUCAGCGUGCACUGCGGUUUGGAUCCUCAAGGGAUUCACAGAAAGUGUCUGCAAGCUCUGAGAUUCCUUUCGGUCAAGGGCGCCGCGCCCACCUCCCAAGUGACUGCAGUUUGCUGGGCCGCAAGCGCCCUCGGAGCCGUAGGCAAGAGCCUGGAGCAGAAAUUAGGCAGAAUCGUAAUGUCCAGGCUUCACGACUUCGCAAUGGAGGAGUUGAUGCUGGUCGCGUGGGGCUUCGUUGGCUGGCCGUCUGCUGACAUUCUGCAUGGUAUCCAGCAGGAAGCAUGUAGACGCCUGCGGCCAUUAAAGGACAAGUCAGAGGUUGCAGAGGUGAAGCUUGAAGAGGUGCUUGGCUUGGUUGGGGCCUGCGCGCUGGCAGGCAGCCUCGAGGCACCUCUUCGGACGCUUGCCGCCGGUAUCGUCCGUGAGUCGGGCAGGCAUCUGGAUGCCCUUCACACCAGGAGACUUCUGCCGCUUAGUGACAGCAGCUCGCAUGCUCCGUCGAAGGACUGUCCCCUGUCCCUGCAGCAGCAUGACGACCGUACGGACUAUGAGCCUGUCUGCAAACUGGAUGUCGGAGGUCUGGCCGUCGUCUACAAACCACCUGGGUGGGAGGUACAUGACCUGCACGAAGCGUUUCAGCUACACGCGUGGUUCCAGAGACACCACUUGCAUCUGCCCAUACUCCACGACUCUCACCGAGACUUUGGCUUCUUGCACCGACUGGACGUGCCCAGCUCUGGACUGCUUCUGGUGGCGAAGACUUUCGAGGCCUUCCAGGAGAUGCAGUUCCAGCUUGCUAUGGGUGAGUUAGCACGGGCGUAUGCAGUGCUUUGCCAUGGCUGGCUACCCAAGGCAGUGGUGGAAUUCAAUACGCAGCUAAGGUUGGAGGGCCAGGUGUCCUUAUCUGGCCGUGGCAAGCCCUGCCGCACAUUGCUGCAUUCACGCCGGCACCUCUCCUUCAACGGUUCACGCGCUUUAAGCUUGGUGAAUGUUACGAUUGCUACGGGCCGCAUGCACCAGAUCCGCUGCCACUUCGCGCAUGCUGGAGCUCCGACCGUUUCGGAUGGGAAGUAUACCAGUGAAUCCACGUUUGGAGAGGACUUACACUGGUGCAUGCGAAACUUCCUACACCGCCACAGAAUGAGCUUUCGUGAUCUUGCUGGCAGGGCGUGUGUAGUUACAGCUCCCCUUGCAAAAGAUCUUCAAGAUGUGCUGGAAAGCAUGGCUGUUGCAGAUAAAAUCGGGGAGGGAGGGGUUUGCUUAUAG
Molecule: messenger RNA, 2412 nt
Organism: Symbiodinium natans
Lineage: Eukaryota; Dinophyceae; Suessiales; Symbiodiniaceae
Source: the annotation of a GenBank genome assembly